AUGCGCCUGGGAGUCCUCUGCGUCGCCGCCGUGAUUGCCGGCGCACUCUGCACCCUCACCACCAAAGCCGCCUUCGAAACCAGCGUUGGGGGUGAGUCCUUUGCAAAGCCCUUCUUCAUGGAGCUCGUCGUCGGGACAGCGAUAGCGACCUCCCUGCUCGGCUCGUGGCAGCACCGGCCGCGUGCCGCGGCAGGCACGGUCGAGUGCUACCUUCCACUGCUGCCGCUCGCGGCUAGCGACCUGCUCGUCGGCAUCUGCGACUGCCGGUCGGUGCUGCUCGCCCCGGCCAGCCUGGUUAGCCUGGUCAAUUGCUCGAUGCUCGUCUUUAGUGCCAUGGCCACGCGCGCCAUCUUGGGCUCGCGCUACUCGCGCACGGAGUGGGGAGGCAUCCUGGCCGCCGCCGCUGGCGUGAUCCUCGUGGGCGCCGCCUCGCUACUGCGCGGCGAGGCGGCGCCGAGCGGGACGGCGCCGCUCGGGGUGCUCUUGGCGCUGGCUGCGCGGGCGCUGCAGUCGGCGCAGUUCGCCUUUGAGGAGCGCUACAUGAAGGCGGGCCGCUUCUCGCCGCUGCUGCAGGUCGGUGCGGAGGGCGCCAUCGAGAGCGCGCUCUGCGCCGCGCUCGUCCUCCCGCUGGCGCAUGCCCUCCCCGGCUCAGACCACGGGCGGGUCGAGGACGUCGGCGACACGCUGCGAAGCCUCGGCCGGAGCCCGACGCUCUGCGCGCUGGUCGGCGUCAACUGGCUCAGCCUGGCCGCGCUCAACCCGCUGAGCAUGAGCAUCGGCCUGAGGCACGGCUCGGUCCUGCGGGUGUUUGUCGAGAUCGCGCGGCCCGCGCUGGUGUGGGCGGUCGAGCUUGCCGCCUGGACGCUGAGCAGAGGGCGGUACGGCGAGCCGUGGGCCGGCCCGCAGUCGUGCCUCGAGCUGGGCGGCUUUGGCAUCCUCCUCCUGGGGCUGGCGUUCUAUGUCCGUGGCGCGAGGGAGCGAGCGGCGGCGGCCUUGGGGGGCGGCGCUGCCGAGGGCCUUUUGCCAGGGGCGGGCCGCCCCGAGCACUCCGAGGCUGGGGUGCCAGCCACCGCACCAGGAUGA
Emiliania huxleyi CCMP1516 is the source of this 1083-nucleotide messenger RNA. RefSeq lists its product as hypothetical. The transcript has a single exon. NCBI's taxonomy places the organism in Eukaryota, Haptophyta, Isochrysidales, Noelaerhabdaceae. Bases 1 to 1083 code for a protein of 360 amino acids. The record is from RefSeq and is a predicted model, not a curated record. Gene Ontology annotation, cellular component: membrane.